AAUGUCAGCGGCGGCAUCAGUCAUCAUUAUUCUGUUUUGAGGGAGGUACAUUUGCAAAAAUCAACCUUGGACAUUCGAAACACCCGGCUUUUUUUUGCACCAUGUUUGAGCGAUAUCUGGCCGCGCUGGAAUACCCCGCCGAGGGUGGAAUCAACAUCGAUAACCCGAAAGAGUUUCGCAACAUUGUCCUGUGGCUGGAGGACCAGAAAAUUCGCCACUACACCAUCGAGGACCGGGCGAACCUGCGCAAGGUGGGCUCCUCGGACGAGUGGGACCCGGCGUACGUCAAGUACAAGCUGGACCUGAAGUUUCCCACCGAUCUCAAGUCCAAGUCGGAGGAGCUAACGUGGCUGUUUCUGUACGCCAUCAAGCUGGAGUACUCGGACAACGUGGACCGGUACCGGCCGGUGACGGCCGCCCGCAAGAUGGACGAGGAGAAGAAGGCUACGGCGGCGCCGGAGAUCAAGUCCACCAAUCCGUUCGAUAACAUUGAUUUUACCAGUGCUGAUUUUGAGGAUGGAUCUCGGAAGUUGGCGGAGAAGUUGGGUGUCGCGUACCAUCCAGAUCAUUUGGUGUCGCUGCGGGCCGCUGGACGGGUCAUUUCCACACAGUUCAACAAAGAAACACUGAAGGAACCCAUCAUAACCGGCAAGCCAUUCCCCCUCGAUGAGGGUGCCGGUAUGGGAUUCGACAAGGAACCGGACAUGGAGAAGGCGGCACGAAUUUUGCGGCUAUUGCAAAUUCAAAGUGUGCGCAAGCUGCAGACGGCGAUCAAUGAGACGAUCGUGUCUGUACAGAACAUUACCGCCGAUCCCCGUACCGAUACCUCACUGGGAAAGGUCGGCAUGAAGUAAGCGUUGGGAAUGCGUGUGUUCGAAUUCAUCCAUAUUUAAGAAAUAAAACAGCAAUUAUUGAUUAAAACU
Molecule: messenger RNA, 923 nt
Organism: Culex pipiens pallens (northern house mosquito)
Lineage: Eukaryota; Metazoa; Arthropoda; Insecta; Diptera; Culicidae
Product: RNA transcription, translation and transport factor protein
Exons: 3
Coding region: 102-854 (250 amino acids)
Biological process (GO): tRNA splicing, via endonucleolytic cleavage and ligation
Cellular component (GO): tRNA-splicing ligase complex
Molecular function (GO): RNA binding
Source: RefSeq, a predicted model, not a curated record